AUGUUGACCAAGCUAGACCGAGAGUUCAUUUGGGGUCGAACGUUCAUGAUUCUUGGCUGGAAUCUAAUGAGUCGCUCCAAUCCAAGACAUGUGUAUUGCAAUCCUACCAAACCGGAAAUAUGCCCGUUCUUGGCUUUAGGUCAGUAUCUGUGUUGCCUCACGGAGAAGUAUGUGAUUACUGAAGAUGCAGAGAUUUAUUGGUUGAUCUAUGUAGCGGAUCAUACUUCAGAGGUGAAAGGUGAAUGGAGAACCGUGACUCAGUCUGAAAUGAUGAAACAGGAUCACACAGUAUUCGUAAAGGAAGCGCGACAUACUGUGCCGCCAGAACCACCGCUGGUCCGUCCGUUGGUGCGAUCAGUGUAA
This is a messenger RNA of Guillardia theta CCMP2712, 363 nucleotides long. RefSeq lists its product as hypothetical. Bases 1 to 363 code for a protein of 120 amino acids. The record is from RefSeq and is a predicted model, not a curated record. The transcript has 2 exons. NCBI's taxonomy places the organism in Eukaryota, Cryptophyceae, Pyrenomonadales, Geminigeraceae.